Ipomoea nil (Japanese morning glory) is the source of this 1507-nucleotide messenger RNA. RefSeq names its product CRS2-associated factor 2, mitochondrial. Gene Ontology annotation, molecular function: RNA binding. The coding region runs from base 76 to 1203 and encodes 375 amino acids. The record is from RefSeq and is a predicted model, not a curated record. The transcript has 5 exons. Gene Ontology annotation, biological process: Group II intron splicing. NCBI's taxonomy places the organism in Eukaryota, Viridiplantae, Streptophyta, Magnoliopsida, Solanales, Convolvulaceae.
AGCGAUACAGAGUACAGACGUAUAGCCAGCCAUCUUCAUUUUCAGCAUUUCACUGUGAGAAGUUAGAAAUUGAGAAUGUUGAAGCUACUUCCAUGGCGUCGUUGGAGCCUAGACUUCAGAAUAUCUGCUAUACCUUCCCCGUUCCUCACCACUAUUUCCCGUUUCCUCACACACUCUCAAUCUCUAGGAGAACAACAAGGAUAUAUAUCGGACCCGCCAUUUUCUUCGACCACCACCAAAACCCUAAAACCACUGAAGACCAAAAAGAAGAAGAGUACAAAAACCUCACCCAGCAAUAAUUCUCAAAACUCUCCGGUGAGCUCCGAUCUGCCUUUUGAUUUCCGGUAUUCUUACUCGGAGACCAACUCCGCUAUUGAGCCUAUCGGAUUCCGUGAGCCACCCAAAUUCUCUCCGUUUGGUCCUGGACGCCUCGAUAGGAAAUGGACUGGGACUUGUGCCCCUGCACAAAGGCCUCCGGACUUGGAGAAGGUUGCCGAGGAGCGGCAAUCAGUUCUCGGAGAAUCGCUGUCGGAGGAGGAAAUUGCAGAGCUUGUUGACAAGUACCGUUACAAUAACUGCUCUCGCCAAAUCAAUCUGGGGAAGGGUGGAGUUACACACAAUAUGCUGGAAGACAUCCACAACCACUGGAAGAGAGCUGAAGCUGUUAGGAUCAAGUGCUAUGGAGUACCAACUCUCGACAUGGAUAAUGUUUGCUUCCAUCUUGAGGACAAGUCCGGUGGCAAAAUUGUAUAUCGCCACAUAAAUGUCCUACUUCUUUUUCGUGGUCGAAACUAUGAUCUGAAAAAUAGGCCAACCAUUCCCUUGAUGCUGUGGAAGCCAUAUGCACCUAUUUUCCCAAAGCUAGUGAAGAAUGUUGCUGAUGGCCUGACAUUUGAAGAAACUAAGGAAAUGAGAACCAGAGGGCUCAACUCUCCUCCCCUAACAAAACUCACUAGGAAUGGUGUCUAUAUAAAUGUGGUUGAAAAAGUUAGGGUGGCAUUUCAAACAGCAGAACUAGUAAGAUUAGACUGCUCCCAUGUUGGAACAAGUGACUGCAAGAAGAUCAGUGUUAAAUUACGGGAUUUGGUACCUUGUAUUCCAAUCUUGGUUAAGGAUGAACAAAUUAUACUUUGGAGGGGAAAGAGGGAUGAAGAUCAGAACUGUGGUUCAUCAACAGAACUUGCAAAGUGCAAACAUACCUAAAUUAUAGACAUGUUAGACAUGUGUUAGGGAUUUUGUUAGCCUCCCAUAUAUAGCAAGUUAAAUUGCACAACAGGAAAUAGGUUUUGCACUACUUCCAUGGCUGCCUCUAUGUCCAGAACUGUAGGAGUCCCUUUUUUUUUUUUUUUUUACAUUGCCGGGAGGAAGAGGGGUGCCUCAUCUAAAUCUGGGGAAGAGGCAGUCACCAUGAAGUGACUUAUUCUAGUUCUAAUGUUUGAACUAGGGACCAAAUAUGUGUUUUUCCUAUCAAAUAAUAAAUUUAUAAUGACUUUGAGUUGAAAAGGAA